AUGAUAAAUGAAAGUACUAAUCAGAAUAUGAAGGCAAAUAUCAUCAGACUACCUGUUGAACUGAAACGACAGAUUGCGGGCCAUCUGAACACAAGAGACAUCGCACAUCUAGCCUGUACCUGCAGAUCCUUCCACUACUCGAUCAAGCCAUGCCUUUAUGAAACAGUCAACUUGAACGCCUCUAAGAAAGCAUAUUUCCAUGUGUUAAAAUUGUUGACAAUGGUUGAUAGAGAUUCAACCUUGGCUGGGUACAUCAAAACACUCGAGAUUGAUGAUCUGAGAAAAGACAGACAGGUGGAUGAAUUGGUGAAACUCAGCCCAUCAGCAGAUGAAAGUGUCGCGCACUUGCUAUCUCAACUAUGCAGUCUUAGGUCAUUUCGCCUUAACCACCAUGGUGAGGUGCAUCUAACCACCUUUAACUUUGUCACACUGUCAACCCUCACCACACUCAAAGUGCCGGCGGAAUGUCUAGUAUCGCGUCAACCACCACUAAUCAAUCAUCUGCCUCCUGCGUUGGAAUGUCUUUAUGUGGAAGAGGCAAAUGAUGAAGCAAACCAACACACCUUGCCCCAGUUGCUGAUAGACUAUAUCACCGUAGCUUCAGUAGAGUUAAAGCUGGUAUCCAUUGAAUCAUAUGCUGAAUAUUGGGAAGACAGAGCUGGCUUGUUGGAUGACGCGUGUAAGAGUUGUGGGGUGGAACUAAAACUUCAAUACCGAGGAUGGCGUGAACCAUGGGGUGGUGGUCUUGUGGAGAUUCGGAAAACAUGGAAUUAG
Molecule: messenger RNA, 774 nt
Organism: Blastomyces gilchristii SLH14081
Lineage: Eukaryota; Fungi; Ascomycota; Eurotiomycetes; Onygenales; Ajellomycetaceae
Exons: 1
Coding region: 1-774 (257 amino acids)
Molecular function (GO): protein binding
Source: RefSeq, a predicted model, not a curated record